CUUCCCCGCCCCUCCCCCGCCCUCCAGUCCCUCCCAGGGACGGCUGCGCGGAGCUCUUAGGAACGCGGUGGCGGCUGCACUUUCCCGGGCCGGGGCUGGAGCAAGGUUCUGCUGCCUGCACGGCGGGGAUUCCCGAGCCUGAGGGAUCCGUUUAUUGAAACAGAAGGAGGGAAUCCCAGGUUGCCGAGCGCACGCAACCCGCUCCGCGCCGGUGGGGCAGCCCUUCAGCUUCUUGUGCGCGGAAACCCGGGAGGGUGCGGUGGGGGUCCCCUGAGACCGCCGCUGGCCCCUAGGCACUAGCGGGACCGCUCAGGGAGCGCCCCCCGAAGUCAGUCCCGGGGCCGGAGGCUCCGACUUGCUCCCGCGCAGCGGGCGCCGGGUAGCGCAGAGGGAGGAAGCGAGAGGGGCCACCCUCCUCUCGGAGUUGGAAGCUCCUUCCCCGGUACAAAAUGCCUAAAAAGAAGCCGACGCCCAUCCAGCUGAACCCGGCCCCCGACGGCUCUGCGGUUAACGGGACCAGCUCCGCGGAGACCAACCUGGAGGCUUUGCAGAAGAAGCUGGAAGAGCUGGAGCUUGAUGAGCAGCAGCGGAAGCGCCUUGAAGCCUUUCUGACCCAGAAGCAGAAGGUGGGAGAACUGAAGGAUGACGACUUUGAGAAGAUCAGUGAGCUGGGUGCGGGCAACGGCGGUGUGGUGUUCAAGGUCUCCCACAAGCCGUCUGGCCUGGUUAUGGCCAGAAAGCUAAUUCACCUGGAGAUCAAACCCGCAAUCCGGAACCAGAUCAUCAGGGAGCUGCAGGUUCUGCAUGAGUGCAACUCCCCGUACAUCGUGGGCUUUUAUGGUGCAUUCUACAGUGAUGGGGAGAUCAGCAUCUGCAUGGAGCACAUGGAUGGGGGUUCCUUGGAUCAAGUUCUGAAGAAAGCCGGAAGAAUUCCUGAACAAAUUUUAGGAAAAGUUAGCAUUGCUGUAAUAAAAGGCCUGACAUAUCUGAGGGAGAAGCACAAGAUUAUGCACAGAGAUGUCAAGCCAUCCAACAUCCUAGUCAAUUCCCGCGGGGAAAUCAAGCUCUGUGACUUUGGGGUCAGCGGGCAGCUCAUUGAUUCCAUGGCCAACUCCUUCGUGGGCACAAGGUCCUACAUGUCGCCAGAAAGACUCCAGGGGACACAUUACUCUGUGCAGUCAGACAUCUGGAGCAUGGGACUCUCUCUGGUAGAAAUGGCAGUUGGGAGGUAUCCCAUCCCUCCUCCAGAUGCCAAGGAGCUGGAGCUGAUGUUUGGGUGUCAGGUGGAGGGAGAUGCAGCUGAGACACCACCCAGGCCCAGGACCCCCGGGAGGCCCCUUAGCUCAUAUGGAAUGGACAGUCGACCUCCCAUGGCAAUUUUUGAGUUGUUGGAUUACAUAGUCAAUGAGCCACCUCCAAAACUGCCCAGUGGAGUAUUCAGUCUGGAAUUUCAAGAUUUUGUGAAUAAAUGUUUAAUAAAAAACCCUGCAGAGAGAGCAGAUCUGAAACAACUCAUGGUUCAUGCUUUUAUCAAGAGAUCUGAUGCUGAGGAAGUGGAUUUUGCAGGGUGGCUCUGCUCCACCAUCGGCCUUAACCAGCCCAGCACACCAACCCAUGCAGCUGGUGUCUAAUCUUUUGGGAAGCAGCAAAGAGCAAAUCCUCUGCCCAGUGGUGUGCCACGUUGCUUUUGGGCCUCUCCCAUGCUUGUCUCUGUUCAGACGUGCAUUUCACUUAUGACAAAGGAUGAAGAACACAGCAUGUGCCAAAACUGUACUUGUUGUCAUUUUUAAUAUUACUGUCUUUAUUAUUACUACUGUUAUUUCCCUAAGUGGAUCGGCUUUGUGCUUGGGGCUGUCUGUGUGUAUGUUGAUCAAAACACAUGCCACGCUGAAAUACAGUGACACUUUGGUGACUGUGGGUAGUCAUUCUUACUGACAUUUGCACUGCUGUUCCUGCUCCACGACUUGCUGGCCACCUGUAUCUUCAGGAUUCUUGAACACUUGGUGGUACUUCAUUUUUGCCAGGUGUACCUUCUCAGUUUGAGCUGGAGGGAGCCUUAUAAGAUCCUUCACAGGCAGUGCAUGUGAAGCAUGCUUUGCUGCUAUGAAAAUGAGCAUCAGAAAGUGUACAUCAUGUUAUUUUAUUAUUAUCAUCUUUUGCUUUUGAUGUAGAAUUCAGCAGUUCCAUCAAAAUCUAGCCAGAGCCCUUCACUGCCAUGAUAGCUGGGGCUUCACCAGUCUGUCUACCAUGAUUUGUAGACUUCUGGUUGUAUUUCUAUAUUUAUUUUUAAAUAUACUGUGUGGGGUAGUAAGUGGUAUAUGUAUCAUUAAGUUUAGUGUUUCUAAAAUGGUGGAGUUACUUUGAAUGUCACGAAUGAAUCAAGGCAUUAAAAUAUGUCAGAUUUCUAUCUUCCCCCAAUCCAAGUACCAAUGCUAUUGUAAACAACGUGUAUAGUGCCUAAAAAAAAAAAAAUGUAUGAAAACCCUUUUAAUCAUUUUAAU
This is a messenger RNA of Sciurus carolinensis (gray squirrel), 2501 nucleotides long. It is a transcript of the gene Map2k1, whose product is annotated as mitogen-activated protein kinase kinase 1. Gene Ontology annotation, molecular function: ATP binding; protein kinase activity. The coding region runs from base 450 to 1631 and encodes 393 amino acids. The record is from RefSeq and is a predicted model, not a curated record. The transcript has 11 exons. Lineage: Eukaryota; Metazoa; Chordata; Mammalia; Rodentia; Sciuridae. Gene Ontology annotation, biological process: protein phosphorylation.